Symsagittifera roscoffensis is the source of this 1589-nucleotide messenger RNA. RefSeq names its product type 2 phosphatidylinositol 4,5-bisphosphate 4-phosphatase-like. NCBI's taxonomy places the organism in Eukaryota, Metazoa, Xenacoelomorpha, Acoela, Convolutidae. Gene Ontology annotation, cellular component: lysosomal membrane; phagocytic vesicle membrane; plasma membrane. The transcript has 3 exons. Bases 15 to 1139 code for a protein of 374 amino acids. The record is from RefSeq and is a predicted model, not a curated record. Gene Ontology annotation, biological process: phosphatidylinositol dephosphorylation. Gene Ontology annotation, molecular function: phosphatidylinositol-4,5-bisphosphate 4-phosphatase activity.
ACGUGAGUCGUGUAAUGGAGGCCGAAGAUGAUCCGAGGCCAUGUGAGCCUCUGCUUGUUGGCUCAGAAAAUCAGCUAACCCGACAAACCUCCCGGACGUCAGCUUCACCCGAACCUCCCCCAGAGUACGAUGAAGCUUGCAAUGCCUUCUUACUGAAUGAAAUAGGAGAAGACGACUCCUUUGAGGACGAAGGAAUUAACAGUGACAUAGCUACGUUGGGUUUACAUUGCCCAUCACCUGGCGAUUUUGAUGACGAUGUUUAUCUACUCGAUGGGGAUAGUCAUCGUGGAUCUAAGUUCAGAAAUAGACUGCCUUCGAUCGAGGCAGUUCCGGCUGAAAACCCACCUAAAUUUACUAAAGAAACAGUGCAAUUCGACUCAUUCACAAUGUGCAAAGUGUGUCUUGAGAAUUUCAAAGUCACAGGACGUCUUAAUCAGAGUGUGGUGAAAUGUCCUUACUGUGGAGAAGCAACACCCAUCAAGGACCCGCCGAUUGGAAAGAAAUUUGUGAGGUGUCCGUGCAAUUGUCUAUUAGUGGCCAAACAAUCCGCGAUGCGAAUAGCAUGUCCACGACCAGAGUGCAAAAAGAUUAUUAAUCUACACGCAAACAGACCACCGACAGGACGAGAGCCGACUACUGGUCAUCGACUGCUUUGUGGACACUGUACGGAGACAUUCGUCCUGGACAUAUUGCGCGAGGCGGGAAGCGGACGAUGUCCUCACUGCAGGCGUCAGUCCUCAAUUGGUCCAUUAUACCGACAGCGCAAGAUGCUCAUCUAUCUGGUUCUAUGUAUCAUAUUUGGAAUUUCAUCCUUCGUCGCAUCAGUGCUCUUCUACCAUCUGUUUCAUUUCAGAGAGGUUCUGGGAAUCGCAGAUGUUCUUUUGUUCUUAUCCUUGUGUAUUUGUAUAUAUAAACUUAUCUCUUUCGUCCGCUUCAAAGUGUCAAACAUUAUAGAGUCAAACAUACCAGGUGCUGAUCCGAAUCCAGGAGUGCAUGAUCAUAGCAGCCAUGGUGUGUCCUUCAGCUCAAAUCUGAGACGCCUGUCGUCAUUUAGAAGUUCUAUCUCGAAUGGACGAAGUCGCUCACAAGCGACCAGUUCCCACAUCACCCUUCCAGUCAGUCAAACUGAAUCUGUCUGAUGUAAUCCCAAAGAGAGUGGGAGUAAAUGACGAAAAGACUGGUCCCUAAUCCCUAACUACUUUUGUACUAAUUCUUUUUUAAUUUGAGCGCAUUCUCAGUUAAUAGUCUGAGGUAUUUGCCUUAGCUUGAAUACCGUACACUUUGCAAGCGUUAAGUCAAAUAGAAAUUGGCCAAUCGGAUGCAUUCAGAAGUUUUUACAAUAAACUUGACUCACUUAGUGACUGAUAUGUUUGGCAUCAAAAUUGAGUUGGCAAUAGAGGCCAUGAUUUGUUCGUUUUACUUGUCUCUAAAUUGCGCGUACAUAUACCCAGCUAAUGGGACCAGUCUGUUGGACAAUUACCUGAAGUAUAUAUAAAUAUAUAUAAUUUUAAGGUCAUCCGGUAAACUUUUGAUUAGUUUUGUAUUGCGAACUGUUCAGCUUAACUGAAAUUAAAUGUCAAUUUGUAGAA